AUGGCUUCCCGGUCUUUACCGUCCACGUCUACCAAAGACAAAGCCAAAGGAAAAACCAUCAAGCUGGCCAUUCUCGACGACUACGCCAACAUUGCGCCGGCGUACUUUCAGCGUCUGGCCAGCAGUAUCAAGAACACCGACCUCGACCUAGAAAUCCACUCCUUUCCAACCACGCUCAACGCGCGUCUCCCCAACGAACACGACGCGCUCAUCGCCCGCCUGCAGCCCUUCAGCAUCAUCUCGUCGAUGCGCGAGCGGACCCAGUUCCCGCGCUCAGUACUGUCGCGGCUGCCGAACCUGAAGCUGCUGCUGACCACGGGGGCGAAGAACGCGGCCAUCGACGUCGGGGCGUGCAAGGAGCUCGGCAUCCGCCUGGUCGGCACGCGGGCCAAGUCUGGCGCGGUGCCGGGCUACGACAGCACCAACGAGCAGACCUGGGCGCUGAUCUUGGGCUUGGUCAGGAAUGUUGUGGUGGGGGAUACGAGGCUCAAGACGACCAGGGAUGGAUGGCAGACUGACGAGACUGACAUUGAUACUGUCGCUGACGACACUGACGAGACUGCCACUGAUGCUGAUAUUGAUACUGAUACUACCGCCGACGCUGCCACUGCCACUGCCACUGCCGAUACCAACCCAGGCAACCACUCAAACUUCAAUCCAGCACUCGUCUCAUCUCUGGCCGGCAAGACGCUCGGCCUGCUCGGGCUCGGGCGACUAGGGACGCAAGCCGCGGUGACGGGCCACCUGGGAUUCGGCAUGCGGGUGCUAGCGUGGUCGAGCAACCUGACACAAGCGCAAGCAGACGCGGCGGCCACAGGGCGCGGCCUGCCCGCGGGCACGUUCGAAGUGGCCGGGUCGAAAGCCGAGCUGUUCCGCCGCGCCGACGUCCUGAGCAUCCACUACGUGCUGAGCGAGCGGUCGCGCGGCAUCGUGGCCAAGUCGGAACUGAGUGUCAUGAAGCCGACCGCCGUGCUGGUCAACACGUCGCGCGGUCCGCUGGUCCACGAGCCCGAUCUGCUCGAGGCCCUGGAGACCGGCGCUAUCGCCGCCGUCGGCCUCGACGUCUUUGACACAGAGCCCCUGCCGCCAGAUAGUCCGUGGCGCCGGCCGCGGUUCUGGGGCCGCGGCGGUCGGAGUCGUGUCUUGCUGAGUCCGCAUCUGGGCUAUGCGGAGGAUGAAACUAUGCAUGCGUGGUAUGAGCAGCAGGUUGCCGCUGUGCGGCUUUGGCUUAGUGGAGCAGAGAUCACGGCUGGGGUGGUGAUUGUUUAG
Molecule: messenger RNA, 1269 nt
Organism: Capronia epimyces CBS 606.96
Lineage: Eukaryota; Fungi; Ascomycota; Eurotiomycetes; Chaetothyriales; Herpotrichiellaceae
Product: glycerate dehydrogenase
Exons: 1
Coding region: 1-1269 (422 amino acids)
Molecular function (GO): NAD binding
Source: RefSeq, a predicted model, not a curated record